AUGGAAAGUGGCUCCUUUAAGCAACAAAGUGGCGUGCUGCUGCCGCUGCCUCCGCCUCCACUGACUGGCCGGACUGGGUCACCGCCCACCUCGACGCCGACGACCUCGACCAGACUCUCUCCCUCUCAUUCAUCACCAGAGUCCCCAGACCCCGCCUACAAGGUCGAUGUGGUGUCCUGGUUCCACAACGCCGUCAACGCCCUAAAGCUCACCUCCGAAGCCAUGUUCCUCUGGCUCGGUCGUGAUGUUCCUCUCAAGGCCGCCAGCACCAAGCUCCUCUCCUCCCUCAUCAACGGCUAUGGGUCCACUCUUUCCGCCUCCGAUGUUCUUCCUGCUGUCCGUGUUGCCGCCAAUGCCCGCCACAACGACCACCUGCUGUCCCCGGAGCCUAUGUCAAUUGAUAUCGCCAAGGCUUCCACAUCCCUCAAGCAGCCCCAGCCCCAGGUUGUCGUUGAGGAUCCCGCAGAGCCAGAGACCGGUCUGCCAGAACUAGCUUUUGAGCGACACCCCCAUCAUCAUCCCUGGUCUCGAAUCAUCAACGUCGAGUUCCUGCACGACGAUGUCGAGAUCACGGAUGCACCCCCCGCCAUGGACGUCGCGCAACACCCGGACGGCGGCUUGUCCACUGAGUACGAGGGCCUUAACCCCGAAGCCGCCCAGUUCCUCUUCCACGUGAUCGAGCUCUCCAAGCUCGAUAUUCCUCUUCAAUUCCGGGGGUCUGACAUCUGAGCCUCGUGCUUGGCCAUUACAACCCAGCUAUCAUCCAUCCGGGGGUCGUUGUAACGUUUAAGAGACUUCAUACACAAAAUUUGGGUGUGUUUUGGUGUUGUGUUUUUUCGGAGUCUCGGUGUUGAUGUUUCUGUUUUGGUGUUGUGGUGCUGUGGUGCCAUCGAGUUUGGAGUGUCGGAGUCGGGGUCUCGGGGCACGUUUCCUUUCCUUUUUUUUUCUUUCGUGAAAUUGACCUACUACUGCGCCAGCGAGUCUUUUCGGGCACUACAACUGACUCUUCCUCUCGUCUGUG
Messenger RNA from Colletotrichum godetiae, 1021 nucleotides. RefSeq lists its product as uncharacterized. Lineage: Eukaryota; Fungi; Ascomycota; Sordariomycetes; Glomerellales; Glomerellaceae. The record is from RefSeq and is a predicted model, not a curated record. The transcript is spliced from 4 exons. The coding region runs from base 1 to 729 and encodes 242 amino acids.